Messenger RNA from Cinara cedri, 511 nucleotides. Lineage: Eukaryota; Metazoa; Arthropoda; Insecta; Hemiptera; Aphididae. The record is from the annotation of a GenBank genome assembly.
AUGUCUCAAUCUAGGAACAAAUUUAAUACACCUACUCAAAUUUCUCAUACCAAAUGGUUGGAUUUUAAAGAAUUCCGUUCAUGGAUAGCGCCAGUUGAUGGGGAUACAACGAAGGCUUGGUGCAAUAUUUGUGAACGUACGAUUCGUGCUGAUUUAAAGGUGUUACGAGCACAUGGUGUAAGUAGAAACCAUACUCGUAAGAUGGUUACUCAGGGUCGUAAACCUGAUGAAGAUUAUACCCAAGCUUUAGAAAAUAAGAAAAGAAAUAAAUCUAUUAUUGAGUCAGCUAUGUUCUCUCCGAUUGAAUCAAAUACUACUGAAGAAAUGAUUACAUCUGAAAUGGAAACACAGUCAGAACAUGGCAAAUAUAUUGUGGUAUUACACAAUGAAAAUGACGGUCCUCAUACUUCUAGCUCAGAUACUCAAUACGUACAAAAAGAAGUUAAUGUAAUUGACAAGUCUGGUAAUUUGGUGUCUGUGGUUACUGAACCUUAUGCACAGAAAAAUAAAG